Podospora bellae-mahoneyi is the source of this 501-nucleotide messenger RNA. RefSeq lists its product as uncharacterized. The record is from RefSeq and is a predicted model, not a curated record. Gene Ontology annotation, cellular component: extracellular region. NCBI's taxonomy places the organism in Eukaryota, Fungi, Ascomycota, Sordariomycetes, Sordariales, Podosporaceae. The transcript has 3 exons. Bases 1 to 501 code for a protein of 166 amino acids.
AUGCAUUUCUCUCAGAUCAUCCAGCUCUCUAUCGUCUUGGCCGGACUGGCAUGCGCCGCGCCCCAGCCCAACCCGGUCCUCGAGACCGUGAUGGUCUCCAACGGCGACACCACCGUGGCUGUCCAGGUCGAGGCACUCUCCCCCGUCGGCACCGGCCCCUUCACCGGCGGCGAGAUCAUCGCCCGCGGUGAGAUCCUUGCCCGCCAGGACUCGGUUAACUGCAAGGGCAGCAGCAGGUGCUCCAACUCGCAAGGUUUCAAGGACCAGUGCCUCAGGGCCAAGAACAAGAUCGAGAACACCACCUACACGACUGGCGGCGCAGCAAGUGGCACGUGCGAUGGAAACUGCGGCCUCUUCGUGCAAGGCAACGGAUGCUCCGCUUCGGGGGAUGUCAUGAGGAGCGCCUACGACGCGAUCCGCAGAAACGGAUGCCAGGCUUGCGGGUCAGCCCACUGGAACAAUGGCUGCUAUAUCACCGUCAACUUUGUGACCGGCUGCUAA